GGACGCGUCUACCUGGCGGGCGAGAUGAGACUGACCUUUGAAUUUUGUGUAGCUUUUGCAUUCCCUCAAUACGCAUUUAUAGAGCGGCUGCUUCCUGUCGGGCACCGGAGCACGCAUUUUGGAAGAGCCUGAAGUGAAUGAUUUCAACACAACCCGCUAGGAGGACAUUCUCCUUUGGUGCCACAAUGCUCGCUGCCCGCCUCUCCAGGCCCCUGUCCCAGCUCCCCGGGAGAACCUUGAGUGUCUGUCAUAGAGAACAUGGAACGAGACACAAAUCGCUGUUUCCUUCCGUCCCCUCUGCUCCCAUCAGCCAACGAACUUACGCCAGCCAAGUCAACCCUGUUGGCAGUAAGGCUGUCCUGGUCACAGGCUGUGACUCUGGAUUUGGGUUCAGCUUGGCCAAUCAUCUGCAUUCGCAAGGCUUCCUGGUGUUUGCUGGCUGCUUACUGAAGGACAAAGGGGACAGUGGUGUCCAGGCGCUAGACAGCUUGAAAAGUGACCGACUGAGAACCGUGCAGCUCAAUGUGUGCCAAAGUGAGGAGGUGGAGAGAGCCGUGGAGGUCAUUCGCUCAAGCUUGAAGAACCCCGAGGAAGGACUCUGGGGCCUGGUGAACAACGCGGGCAUCUCCACCUUCGGGGAGGUGGAGUUCACCAGCAUGGAGACCUACAAGGAGGUGGCAGAAGUGAACCUCUGGGGGACAGUGAGGACAACGAAAUCCUUUCUCCCUCUCAUCCGAAGGGCCAAAGGCCGCGUUGUCAACAUCAGCAGCAUGCUGGGCCGCAUGGCCAACCCGGCGCGCUCCCCGUACUGCAUCACCAAGUUCGGGGUGGAGGCCUUCUCCGACUGCCUGCGCUACGAGAUGCACCCACUGGGCGUGAAGGUCAGUGUGGUGGAGCCCGGUAACUUCAUCGCGGGCACCAAGCUCUACAGCCGCGAGAGCAUCCAGGCCAUCGCCAAGAGGAUGUGGGACCAGCUGCCCGAGGUGGUGCGCAAGGACUACGGCCGCAAGUACUUUGAUGAGAAGAUCGCCAAGAUGGAGAACUACUGCAGCAGCGGCUCCACCGACACGACCCCCGUCAUCAAGGCGGUCGCGCACGCCCUGACCGCCGCCACCCCCUACACCCGCUACCACCCCAUGGACUACUACUGGUGGCUGCGCAUGCAGAUCAUGACCCACCUGCCCGCAGCCGUCUCCGACAAGCUCUACAUUCACUGAGGGAGACAGUGGGGCGCGCGGGGGAGGGGGCACAUGGUCACCUCUUGGGGCCUCACUGUGGCCUAUCCUCGCACCAGUGAGUGGUUUGAGUCGCCGCCAGAGGGGUAUUUGGGGGUAUUUUGCAGCGACCCCUAAACUAACCAGGCCCACCUAACAAACACGGUACAUCAUCUUUGGGAGUCUAUUUUGUGCAAAGAUUUCAGGGAAACUUCCUAUUAAAAAGCAGAUGUAUUAACACAA
Messenger RNA from Echinops telfairi (small Madagascar hedgehog), 1457 nucleotides. It is a transcript of the gene BDH1, whose product is annotated as 3-hydroxybutyrate dehydrogenase 1. The record is from RefSeq and is a predicted model, not a curated record. Bases 138 to 1217 code for a protein of 359 amino acids. The transcript has 7 exons. Lineage: Eukaryota; Metazoa; Chordata; Mammalia; Afrosoricida; Tenrecidae. Gene Ontology annotation, molecular function: oxidoreductase activity.